Messenger RNA from Agelaius phoeniceus (red-winged blackbird), 2666 nucleotides. The record is from RefSeq and is a predicted model, not a curated record. NCBI's taxonomy places the organism in Eukaryota, Metazoa, Chordata, Aves, Passeriformes, Icteridae.
CGGGCCGGGCCUGGCGAGGCUGCACCGGCCCCGCUCCGCCGGCCCCGCUUCCCGGCCCCGCUCCGGCCUCUCCACCGGCCCUCCCGGCCCCUCCGCGCCUCUCCGCGCCGCCCCGCUCCUCCCCGCUCCGCCGAGCAGCAGCCGCCGGUGCCCGGGAUGAGCCGCCCGCGCCGGCCGCAGGGCCGCGCUCGCCGAGCGGAGCCUCGCGGGAUGGGAUCGCUCCAGCUCUGAGCAGCUGCGCAGCCCCUGCUCCACCAUGGGCGACUCGGCGGCCGGGAGGAGCCCCCCGGAGCCGGGCGGUUCCUCCCUGGGCGUCAUCACGGAGGGCGUGGGCGAGCUGGCCCUCAUCGACGCCGAGGUGGCCCAGCGGGCGUGCGAGGAGGUGCUGCAGAAGGUGCAGCGGCUGCACGGCUCCCAGCCCGUGCCCAACGGGCAGAGCUGCCCCGUGCGCUGCCUGGACGAGGCGCCGCGCAUCCAGGAGGAGGAGGAGGAGGGCUCGGCCGCGGCCCGGACGGCGCGGAAGCGCCACCAGCACCAGGCCAAGCAGUCGUGGCUGCUGCGCCUCUUCGAGUCCAAGCUCUUCGACAUCUCCAUGGCCAUCUCCUACCUGUACAACUCCAAGGAGCCCGGCGUGCAGGCCUACAUCGGCAACCGCCUCUUCUGCUUCCGCCACGAGGAGGUGGACUUCUACCUGCCCCAGCUGCUCAACAUGUACAUCCACAUGGACGAGGACGUGGGCGACGCCAUCAAGCCCUACAUCGUGCACCGCUGCCGCCAGAGCAUCGACUUCUCGCUGCAGUGCGCGCUGCUGCUGGGCGCCUACUCCUCGGACAUGCACAUCUCCACGCAGCGCCACUCGCGCGGCACCAAGCUCCGCAGGCUCAUCCUCUCCGACGAGCUGAAGCCGGCGGGCAGGAGGAGGGAGCCGGGCGCCGCCCUGCCCGGCGCCGACACCGGGCUCUCCCCCUCCAAACGGACUCACCAGAGGUCCAAGUCGGACGCCACGGUGUCCAUCAGCCUCAGCAGCAACCUGAAGCGCACGGCCAGCAACCCCAAGGUGGAGAGCGAGGAGGAGGAAUUCUCCUCGAGUACGGAAAGCCUGGAUAAAUCCCUGGCUCCCCCGGCCCGGCUGGCUCCGGAGCGGGAGUUCAUCAAGUCUCUGAUGGCCAUCGGGAAGCGCCUGGCCACGCUGCCCACCAAGGAGCAGAAGACGCAGCGCCUGAUCUCGGAGCUGUCCCUGCUCAACCACAAACUGCCCGCGCGCGCCUGGCUGCCCACGGCCGCCUUCGAGCACCACGUGGUGCGCGUGCCGCACUCCCAGGCCGUGGUGCUCAACUCCAAGGACAAGGCUCCCUACCUGAUCUACGUGGAGGUCCUGGAGUGCGACAACUUCGACACGGCCAGCGUCCCCGCGCGCAUCCCCGAGAACCGCAUCCGCAGCACGCGCUCGGCCGAGAACCUGCCCGAGUGCGGCAUGGGCCCCGAGCACCGCGCCGGCAGCUUCAGCACCGUCCCCAACUACGACAACGACGACGAGGCCUGGUCCGUGGACGACAUCGGCGAGCUCCAGGUGGAGCUCCCGGAGAUGCACACCAACAGCUGUGACAACAUCUCCCAGUUUUCCGUGGAUUCCAUCACCAGCCAGGAGAGCCGGGAGCCCGUGUUCAUCGCCGCCGGGGACAUCCGGCGCCGUCUGUCGGAGCAGCUCGCGCACACGCCCACCGCCUUCCGCAGGGACCCCGAGGACCCCUCGGCCGUGGCCCUCAAGGAGCCCUGGCAGGAGAAAGUCAGGAGGAUCCGGGAGGCCUCUCCCUACGGCCACCUCCCCUCCUGGCGCCUCCUCUCCGUCAUCGUCAAGUGCGGCGACGACCUCAGGCAGGAGCUGCUGGCGUUCCAGGUGCUCAAACAGCUCCAGUGGAUCUGGGAGCAGGAGCGGGUCCCGCUCUGGAUCCGGCCCUACAAGAUCCUGGUGAUCUCGGCCGACAGCGGGAUGAUCGAGCCCGUGCUCAGCGCCGUGUCCCUGCACCAGAUCAAGAAGCAGUCGCAGCUGUCGCUGCUGCAGUACCUGCGGCAGGAGCACGGCCCCAGCAACAGCGAGAGCUUCCUCACGGCCCAGAGGAACUUUGUGAGGAGCUGUGCCGGGUACAGCCUGGUCUGCUACCUGCUGCAGGUCAAAGAUAGGCACAACGGGAACAUCCUGCUGGACGCCGAGGGCCACAUCAUCCACAUCGACUUCGGGUUCAUCCUGAGCAGCUCCCCCCGCAACCUCGGCUUCGAGACCUCGGCCUUCAAACUCACCUCCGAGUUCGUGGAUGUGAUGGGCGGCCUGGACGGGGACAUGUUCAACUACUACAAGAUGCUGAUGCUGCAGGGGCUGAUCGCCGCCCGCAAGCACAUGGACAAGGUGGUGCAGAUCGUGGAGAUCAUGCAGCAAGGCUCGCAGCUGCCCUGCUUCCACGGCUCCUCCACCAUCCGGCACCUCAAGGAGCGUUUCCACAUGAACCUGACGGAGGAGCAGCUGCAGCUGCUGGUGGAGCAGAUGGUGGACGGCUCCAUGCGGUCGAUCACCACCAAGCUCUACGACGGCUUCCAGUACCUCACCAACGGCAUCAUGUGAAAUUCCGCUCGCCCCAGGCCGGGGGGAAGAAAAACAGCAACAAAAACAA